Molecule: messenger RNA, 5670 nt
Organism: Cheilinus undulatus (humphead wrasse)
Lineage: Eukaryota; Metazoa; Chordata; Actinopteri; Labriformes; Labridae
Gene: fmnl1a
Product: formin-like 1a
Exons: 25
Coding region: 814-4194 (1126 amino acids)
Biological process (GO): cell migration; cortical actin cytoskeleton organization; regulation of cell shape
Cellular component (GO): cytosol
Molecular function (GO): actin filament binding; small GTPase binding
Source: RefSeq, a predicted model, not a curated record
UCAGGACAAACACUCACCUGACAGACUUGACUGCCACAGCAACAGGAGUUCUCGUGAAAGGAAAUGAUUACAACAAUGCAGCCCUAGGACUGUGCAAGUUAUGUUUGGCUGGAGGAGAAUUAAUAACUCAAAUAUUGUGAAAAUGAGCAUGUGAGACGCUGGACACAAUUUCCCCUUCUAAUUGGUUCAAUUUACAAAUACACCUGCUUGGUUAGCAUGUGCUUCUUUAACUAUGCGCACUUUUUUGUUGUCGUCCUUAAUGUCUAUUCUGCCUUAUCUAAGCUUAUCUACCUACUGGGUAUAUGGCACAUAACGGUUACCAUGUUUAUCUUCCACCCUAUCCUCCACCCUAGGUUCUGUUGCUGUCAUGCACAGGAAGUUGCUCUUCUGCUUUUUGAGUUUCUGUGGUUUCUGUCUAUGCUAGGGUGUCACACUCCUCUCUCCUUCCUCUAACACACAGCUUUGAGUUUUCACUUGACAGAGUAGUUUUUAGAGAAUAGUGACGCUUAGCUGGGUCUUGUGGAGCUGAACAGGCCCAUUACGGCCUUUUAUUCUCAACCAGGCACAGGCCUAUGAUAGGCAGACAUGACAACAAUCUACCUUCUUUUACCAACAAGCCUGUCUUCAGGACUAGGGCAGAUUUGGUAGAUCAGAGGUUUUUUGCUCCGAAGGCCCAAAGAUUUUGAUUUAGGUGUGUUUGUUUUACCAUUUGGAGUGAUCUCCUUUUGCCACCCUGUUUUGGAAUAGACUGAUUUCUUGGUAGAAAAAGGUUUGUACACAGCUUUCCUCCUGGAUUACCUCUGGAGAUUAGUGAUGGGGAAUGCGGCUGCUGGGGGCUUGGAGCAGGAGCCGGCUGAGGGACGAGAGUCCAGGAACUCAGUUGGUGCAGCUUCAGGAAUGAGUGAACCAACUCAUACCCUGCAGAAGAAGCAGCCAGCUCCCCCAAAACUGCCCAUGCCACCAGAGGAGGAGUUGGAGAAGCGCUUCAAUGUGGUGCUGAGCUACAUGAACUUACCUCCGGAUAAACUGAAGCUUCUGAGUCAGUACGACAAUGAAAAGAAGUGGGAAUUAGUCUGUGAUCAGGAGCGUUUUCAGGUGAAGAGCCCCCCCUCUACCUAUCUGGCUAAGAUCAGGAGCUUCUACCAGGAUCAAGGAGGGGUUUCUCGCAGGCUGAAGAAACGGAUACAGGAUGCCACCCAGGUCCUUAAAGAUUUGGAGAUAUCACUUCGCACGAAUCACAUUGGAUGGGCUCAAGAGUUUCUCGAUGACCAGAACAAAGGUUUGGAUGUUCUUGUGGAGUACCUGUCCCACGCACAGAGUGACACCUCGUUUGAUGUGGAGAGUGUUGAAAAUGGCGGCACCCUGUCAGACAGAGCAAAACCUGCAGAGAGGUCAAUGGAAGACUUGACUAAAAGCUCAAGCAGCUCACAGUCACACGGGAUGACCAGAGCUGCUCGAGCUCUGACUGUCAGAAUAAGCUCCACUCUCGGAAACAAGAUGCACAAAAAGUCCCAUUCUUCCUACCAGAGAGAUGAUAUUCACGUGUGCAUAAUGUGCCUUCGAGCCAUCAUGAACUACCAGUCUGGCUUCAACCUGGUGAUGACUCACCCUCGUUGUGUCAAUGAGAUUACCCUCAGUCUCAACAGCAGGAAUCCCAGGACCAAAGCUCUCGUGUUGGAGCUGCUGGCAGCAGUGUGUCUGGUCAGAGGAGGGCAUGACAUAAUUCUCUCUGCUUUUGACAAUUUCAAAGAGGUGAGCAGAGAAAGGAACCGCUUUGAGAAGUUGAUGGAGUACUUCAUAAAUGAUGACAGCAACAUUGACUUCAUGGUGGCCUGCAUGCAAUUCAUAAACAUUGUGGUCCAUUCAGUGGAGAACAUGAACUUCCGUGUUCAUCUGCAGUACGAGUUCACUCACCUGGGGCUGGAUAAAUAUCUAGAUGGUCUGAGGGUAACAGAGAGUGAGAAGCUGCAGGUGCAGAUCCAGGCCUAUCUGGACAAUGUGUUGGAUGUAGGAGCUCUGCUGGAGGACGCCGAGAACAGAGGAGGGGUGCUGGAGCACGUAGAAGAGCUGCAGGAGCACAACUCACAGCUGAACUGCCGACUUCAGGAGAGCGAGAAUCAGAGUGCAGAGAGGAUAUCCGAACUGGAGACUCAGCUCAUGCAGGCCACGAAGGAGACCGAGCUGCUCAAAGAAAGUCUGCGAGAGUCCUGUUCCCAGGUCAGCUCUUUGCAGCAGAGAGAGCGGGAGCGGGAGCUGGACAGGGAGCGGGAGAAAGACAGAGAGCGGCUGAGCACCUCUGCGCCUCAGACAUCCUCAGAGCUGGAGCAGAAGAUCCAGGAGCUGCAGGACAAAGGCCUCAUACGACUGGGACGCAGCGCCUCUGGAGGUCUGGACAUCCAGGUGGUGCCUGUGACGGUGGUCGAGUACAUCGAGACCCCAGCCUCUGCUGCCCCGCAUUCUGCGCCACCCUCUGACACUGCUGCCUCAUCAUCCAGUGGUCCUGCCUGUCCCCCUCCUCCUCCUCCGCCUCCUCCACCUCCUCCUGGUAGUCCUGGAGCUGCUGCUUCUCCUCCUCCACCUCCACCCCCACCACCGCCACCAGGAGCUCCCCCACCUCCUCUUGCUCCUGGUGGAGGUCCUCCACCACCUCCUCCUCCUCCACCUGGAAGUGGACCCCCACCUCCACCUCCCCCUCCUGGUUCUGGACCACCACCUCCACCCCCCCCUCCUGGUUCUGGACCACCACCUCCUCCUCCCCCAUUUGGUGGUGGACCCCCACCUCCUCCUGGAGCACCAAACACUCAGUCUGGGCUCAAGACAAAGAAGCCCAUCCAAACCAAGUACAGGAUGCCGCUGCUAAACUGGCAAGCCUUAAAACCAAACCAGGUGACAGGGACUGUCUUCAAUGAACUGGAUGAUGAGCAGGUCCUAGGGGAGCUGAACAUGGAGAUGUUUGAGGAACAGUUUAAGACUCGGGCACAGGGUAAUCCUGCAGACCUGUCCAAGGUCAAGAAGAAGACGCUCCAGAAAGCCCCCAGCAAGACCACCCUGAUUGACUCUAACAAGGCAAAGAAUCUGGCUAUCACUUUACGCAAGGGAGGAAUGGACCCCUCUAAAAUCUGCACUGCCAUUGAGGACUAUGACCAGCAGUCUUUGUCUGUAGACUUCCUGGAGUUACUCGAGCACUUCAUACCAUCAGAUUUUGAGAUGAAGCUGCUGCUGAACUAUGAGAAAGAUGGCCGGCCCCUCGACGAGCUGACUGACGAGGAUCGGUUCAUUUUACGUUUUGGGAAGAUCCCUCGUCUGAAGCAGCGGAUAAACACUCUCAUCUUCAUGGGCAACUUUCCAGAGACUGUCAAACGCCUGCAGCCGCAACUGAACUCAAUCAUUGCAGCCUCGAUGUCCAUUAAGUCAUCAGUAAAACUUAAAAAGAUCUUAGAGAUUGUUCUUGCCUUUGGAAACUACAUGAACAGCAGUAAGAGGGGUGCAGUAUACGGGUUUCGGCUGCAGAGUCUGGAUCUUCUAUUGGAGACCAAAUCAACUGAUCGCUCCCAGACAUUACUUCAUUUCAUCACCAACAUCAUCCAGGAAAAAUACCCCGACUUGUCCAACUUCCACACUGAGCUACACUUUGUAGACAAAGCAGCCCUUGUAUCACUGGAUGGCGUUCUUCAGGAUAUACGCUCAUUAGAGCGAGGGAUGGAAAUGACCAAAAAGGAAUUCCUGGUUCAGGAUGACAGUCCUGUGCUGAAGGAAUUCAUCAAAACCAACAGUGAGCAGCUGGAGUCGUUCAUCAAGGACAGCAAAACAGCGCAGGAGGCUUACUUCUCUGUGGUGGAGUAUUUCGGGGAAAACCCCAAAACCACGCAGCCUUCCAUGUUUUUCCCGCUUUUUGGACGCUUAAUAAAGGCCUAUAAGACUGCACAGCAGGAGCUUGAGCAGAAAAAGAAGAUGGAGAGUGAGAGCAAAGAAGAAAAGGAGACAGUGUCUCCGACCAAGCCGGGGCCACAAAAGGGGCCCAUGAUGCCUAAGAUGCCCCAGAUGGACCUGAUAGCAGAGCUGAAGAAGAGACAGGUGAAACCUCAGGUACGAGAAGGGAAAGACGGCGCCCUGGAGGACAUCAUCACAGAUUUAAGGAACACACCAUACAGGCGGACAGAUGUUCGACGGCCAGCACAGCGCCAAGAUACUUGAGCUUCUUCUGUUCAAAGAUUUUUUACAUAAUGAACUGGAAUCCAUUUUAAGCAUCCAGAUACAAACAACAGGGUUGAGACAUUAUGUAUUUACAUUUUUUAGAAAUGAGCAAUAAGCCAUUUGGCUAUGGAAGCCCUAAGAGGACAUUAACCCAUAGAUUUUAGUUUACUGAAUUUUUAAGUGAUUAUGAGUAAAUCUUUGCUGGUUUUAUCCUAUCUCCAUUUAUUUAUCUCUUUAUUUUAGUAUAACGAUGUUUGUGUCCAGAUGACUUGUUAAUGUUAGUCAUUUUCUCUAGAUCAUAUGAAACAGGAAGUUUUUUCACUGGUAGAGUCAUGAAUCUUACCACAAAACUUUUGAAUGAGAAAAGGAGAGGAUCAAUAUCAGUUUUGGAAAUUCUGCAAAAUCCAUUGUAAAGGAAGUUACUGUGUCUUAAACACACAGGGUAAACACUUCCUGUGACUAAAAACAAAUGUGAGUGGACAAGGAUUUUACAUUUUAUAAGACAAUACAACUAGCUGGGUGAACAGUGUUUCUGUGCAGUUUUUAAUUCCAUUUAAGCGCUGUUUUGACACCUUUUAUUCCACUCUGCCAAGAUUCAUUGCUCUACCAGUGUUUUAAGACUCUUCCUGUUCCAUGGCGAACAAAAAAGUGCCAAGACUACAUUUUUUAAUGUAUCUUGAGCUAAAUCUGACUUGAACCCACUGGCCGUUGUAAAAGGUUACAACAGUGACCACAAACUGUUUUCAUGUUCAUAUUACAUUUGUUAGAAAUUGUUACAAUUUUUACCUUCCGGCAAAUAUGAUAAAUCAUUGCAAAUGUCAUAGUUAUUAUAUUUGUGGGAAUUUUAUUAAGUUUGCAGUAGGAAACUUUGUGGGAAAUUUAUUAUGUUUGAGGUAUUAGUACGUUAAAAUCUGCAGAUUUGUAUUACAUUUGUGAUUUAUCACAUUUACAGGUGCAACAUGUUAUACAUUGCUUCUACUAUGCAGCACCUCCAUAUUUUCCAUCAGAAAUGUCAGUAAAUUUGAGAACAUUAUAGGUUUUGUUAAUCUUGUGCAAAUGCACAGCACCAAACACUGAUUUAAGGGAGUAAUUCACAAGUUUUAAGAGAUCCCUAGGAAACACUAAUUCCGUACAAAUAGUGCUUAUUAAAUAGAUAAGGAAAAGCAAGAAAACAACCAAAAUUACUUACAGUGGCCAGAAGGAAGAGAAUAAAAUGUAUGGAUUUAUGUCAACUUAGGGCCUCCAUAUUUGGCACUUGUGUAUUUUGUUUUUUUCCCAAAAAUUUUAAUGUGUAUUGCAUGUGUAAAUAAAUAUUAAAGUAGAAGUUACUGGAUAUUUUGUUCUAAAGAUCCAAUGAAUUUGAUUGCAAAUCUUACAAAAAACUAGCCAAUUUUUUUUGUCUCCUCAUUUCUUGUAUGCUGUAAGUUUGUAGUGUUUUUACAUAUCAAGUAACAAAUUAAACUGUGUUUUAAUAAA